This is a messenger RNA of Drosophila sulfurigaster albostrigata, 1580 nucleotides long. It is a transcript of the gene Syx16, whose product is annotated as syntaxin-16. Lineage: Eukaryota; Metazoa; Arthropoda; Insecta; Diptera; Drosophilidae. The record is from RefSeq and is a predicted model, not a curated record. Gene Ontology annotation, cellular component: endomembrane system; SNARE complex; membrane. Gene Ontology annotation, molecular function: SNAP receptor activity; SNARE binding. Gene Ontology annotation, biological process: vesicle-mediated transport; vesicle fusion; intracellular protein transport. The transcript has 3 exons. Bases 326 to 1393 code for a protein of 355 amino acids.
GACAGCUGUUAGAAAAAAGCUUUUUUUUAAGGAAAAAUUUUAAUAAUUGUGAAAUGAUAAUAUUUAUACAAUAAACAAUAAAGUUGUUUAUAUUCGCGAACUGAAGAAAAUCAUUCAUGUUUGCGCUAAGAAAUCGAUGUUUAUUGUGUGAUAGUGCCAUCGCUAUUGCUUCGCCACUAAGUUGUUUUCCCAAAAAUAGCAAAUAAAUAGAAAAAAAUGUAAAAUGCAGCAAAGUAGAUGUAUAUAAAUUAGCAAAAUUGAAACACAAAUAAUCAAAACACAAUCACACACACUCACACACACACAGACAGAAACGGCUGCAGCGAUGACGUCGCGCAAUCUCACCGAGGUGUUUAUCAUCAUGCGCAACAAUGCCAGCAAAAAUCGCAAUCAUUAUGACGAUCAUCGGCGUGGCAGCGACUCGGAGCGUCUGCUCAAGCAUUCCGUGCGCGAGGCGGAGGAGGGAUUGGAAAUGCAGGAUGAUUACGGCACACCGCCUGUGUGGCUCGACAAAUUCGAGGAGGCGCAAUACACAAUGUCCAAAAUCAAGCCGAAGUUGGAUGAACUGGGCUCGCUGCAUGCCCGGCAUCUGUUGCGUCCCACCUUCGAUGAUCAGCGCGACGAUGAGUGUGAGAUCGAGGUGUUGAGUCAGAUUGUGGCCAAGCUGAUUGCGAGCACCCAUCGUCACAUACAAUGUGUGCGCUCUAGCCUCGGUGUGGGCAGCAAGGUGGAGCAACGUCUCACCGCCAAUGCGGUGGAGUGUGCGCUGCUCCAGCUGCAGGAUUUGACGGUCAAGUUUCGCAACAGCCAGAACGCGUAUCUGCUGCAAUUGAAUUCGCGCGAGGAACGCUCUCAGAAGUACUUUGACAACAAUGAGUUCACCAACGUGGAGUUGGGCAACGAUGAGCUUGGAAAUUUCGCUGACAGCUUUGCGGAUAACUUUUUGGAUUCAGCGGCAACAGGUGGCGGCGGCGGCGGCGGUGGAGGAACAGCUACAAAUGCUUAUCUGUUUGAGGAGGAUGAACAUGAGAUCGAUGAUCAUUUUAAGAAGCCGCUGGCGCAGCGCAUGACACAACAACAGCUAUUACUCUUUGAGGAGGAGAACACACGGCUGGCACAGCAUCGGGAGCAGGAGGUGACAAAGAUUGUCAAAUCGAUAUACGAUCUCAACGACAUCUUCAAGGAUUUGGGGCAUAUGGUGCAUGAGCAGGGCACGAUAAUGGAUCGCAUCGAUUACAAUGUCGAACAGACGCAGACGCGUGUCUCCGAGGGAUUGCGACAGCUGCAGCGGGCCGAGAUGUAUCAGCGCAAGAAUCGCAAGAUGUGCAUCAUUCUCGUCCUUGCCGCUGUCACGUUCCUCAUGCUGCUGCUGCUCAUCUUCACCAAGCUGUAGUUGAUGAAGAUUAUGCUCACACACACGCAGAGACUUGCAAAAUUCCAGCUCCAAGGCUAGCAGUUAUUCCGUUAUUAACUAUUAUUAUUAUUAUUACUGUCAUUAUGUGUAGUUCCGUGGUGUGUAUAAUUGUCACUGUAUAAUGUAAAAUAUAUAUAUAAAUACCUUUUAUUUAUUUAUUACCAAA